Messenger RNA from Sphaeramia orbicularis (orbiculate cardinalfish), 4872 nucleotides. RefSeq names its product glutamate receptor, ionotropic, N-methyl-D-aspartate 3A (gene grin3a). The transcript is spliced from 10 exons. Gene Ontology annotation, biological process: monoatomic ion transport. Bases 350 to 4090 code for a protein of 1246 amino acids. The record is from RefSeq and is a predicted model, not a curated record. Gene Ontology annotation, molecular function: signaling receptor activity; ligand-gated monoatomic ion channel activity. Lineage: Eukaryota; Metazoa; Chordata; Actinopteri; Kurtiformes; Apogonidae. Gene Ontology annotation, cellular component: membrane.
CUGCCACGGGGAUGUGUGAAUUGUUUACCCUUUGCUUCUACGACCUGUUUACUAAUGAAAAGCUCUGAAUGAUGAAAAUCUUUUGAGAUGAAAAACGGCACUUUUGGAGAUCAUUUUUUGCUUGUGCGCGGUUGGUGCCUAAUCUCGCGCUUAAGCAGCCUGUUGUUUGUGUCCGUGGAGAAACGCACAACUUUGCCCAGAUCUGGAGCCGGAGCUGGAGUGGGGGUUGCAGCUGGUCUGAACGGCGCACCAGGGCCACACACAGGGUGCCAGGAGGGGGACCAACGGAGCGGCCCCGGUGUUCACCCGUUCUGUGGUUUGGGGCAUCCGGUGCAGCUGUGGAGCGGCGAUGAGGAUAAUGGUGGUGGUGAUGAUGAUGAUGAAUGGCCCCGGAGCCCGAGCAGGCACCGGGGUUUCACCACCGCUGUGGUUACUAUUGUGCGUCCUGGUCUUUGUCACACCGUGCGCUCAGUUGCACCCGCAGCCGUGCCAGGUGCUCAAAAAAAUCGGCCACACGGUACGAGUCGGGGCGUUGCACGUUCAGCCCCGGUUGUUCUCUGCCAACGCCGGUUCUGAAGCCUGGGACACCGAGGGGGGUUCAACUGGGAGCGGAGAGCGGCGGCUGGAGUUGGAAAAACAGGUCAGAACAAGUGCCAGUGUUCCUGGGCUUGGAAGCCUAAGGACUAGAGGCACCGUGAGCCAACGGGGCACGAACAGGAGCAAGAGCCAAGCGCGGCAACGGGAGGAGAACACCUCAAGGGAGAACCGGGUUUUCGCGCCCAGAGAUUCGGUUUUGGUCGCUGUCGAAGCAAUGAACCGAGCCGGAUUGCUUCCCUAUAAUUUAUCGUUGGAGCUGGUCAUGGCUGUUGGGUCCGGACUCGGAGAACUGCCCUCAUUCUCCUUCUCUUCCUCGGGCAGCCCCGAGAACGAGGAUCCACUGUCUUUCGUGGAGAGCGUCUGUCAUACCGUGGUUGUGCAGGGGGUUUCCGCCAUGAUCGCCUUUCCCCGCAACCGGGACGAGUUUGUUAAGUUGGAGUUCAUCUCGCUUGCGCUUCAGGUGCCAGUCGUCAGCGUUGUUCAAAGGGAGUUCACGCGUCACAGCGAGAAUUCUCUCCAUUUCCAAAUGGCGAUGCGUACAGUAGAGGCCCCCCCAUCCCGUCUCCUCUACUCACUUCUCAUGAUGAAUGGCUGGUGGGACAUCAGCGUUCUGGUCUGCCAGGAAUGGGACAUCAGAGACUUUCUCCUCCUCAUCAAGAACAACACCCGCUUCCAUUUGGGUACUCUUGUCAAUCUGACAACUACCACUUUGACCUCAUCACCAGCUUCAUCCUCAUUAUCGUCCUCCAGUAUGACACCAACAGGAGUGGAGGCAGCAGCAUCAUUGUCAACUGCGUUGUAUGUCUCCUCUGUUGCCUCAUCCUCUUCAUCCUCCUCUAAAUUAGACCAGCAGCAGGCUCUCAUGAAGCAUCUGGAUGCCCUAAAAGAACCUUCAACCACGACAGCAGUGGUGACAUUUGGAUGUGAUAUCCGAGAAGUGCGUCGCCUGUGGACGCUGGCCACCCGGAUGAUGCUCCCAGACUUUCACUGGGUCCUGGGAGACAGCCAAAAUGUGGCUGAGCUUAGAACAGAGGGGUUACCUUUGGGGCUACUAGCUCAUGGGGUCAUGGGGUCACCUUCACUGGAUCACUAUGUUCAUGAUUCACUGGAGCUGGUGGCUCGAGCAGUGGGCAGUGCGGCCCAAGUGGAUCCUGCUUUGGCACUUGUACCUGGGACUACCAACUGUAUGGAUGUACAGCAAAGCAACAGCAGUUCAGGGGAAUACUUGUCAAGAUUUCUUUCCAACACAUCAUUUGAGGGCCAGAGUGGUUUUAUAUCCAAAGACACUCUCAGCCAGAAUGUCAUCUCUGAGGCCCAUCACUACAUCUGGUCCCUCCAGCUGGACCCCUUAGGCCAGCCAACCUGGACUCGUCUGGGACGCUGGCGCCGGGGGAGAGUCCUGAUGGACCAGGGGGCCUGGCCAAGCCAUCAUGGUUCUGGGAGUGGGGGAGACUGGCGCCGACCCACACGACUCCACAUGCGGGUGGUUACACUAGUGGAGCACCCGUUUGUGUUUACCCGUGAGGUGGAUGGGGAUGGGAUGUGUCCUGCAGGCCAGCUGUGCCUUGAUCCACUCACCAAUGAAUCCUCAGUUUUAGAGGGACUCUUCCAGAACCUUGCAGGACCUAAUGGAUCUGUUCCGACAGAGCUGAAGAAAUGCUGCUAUGGUUACUGCAUUGACCUGCUAGAGAAGCUCGCUGAGGACAUGGGCUUUACUUUUGACCUCUAUAUUGUUGGCGAUGGGAAGUAUGGGGGAUACAAGAAUGGUCGCUGGACAGGAUUGGUUGGAGACCUUCUCAGUGGUGCUGCCCACAUGGCUGUGACAUCUUUUAGCAUUAAUUCAGCCCGAAGUCAAGUAAUUGACUUCACAUCUCCCUUCUUCUCCACCAGUCUUGGAAUUCUGGUUCGUACCCGUGACACUGCUGCACCCAUCGGGGCCUUCAUGUGGCCCCUCCACUGGUCCAUGUGGCUCGGCAUCUUUGUCUCCCUCCAUGUCACUGCUGUUUUCCUGACGUUGUACGAGUGGCACAGUCCGUUCGGUAUGACCCCCCGUGGACGAAACCGCGACCGGGUGUUUUCCUUCUCCUCAGCACUCAACGUCUGCUACGCUAUUCUGUUUGGCCGAACAGUGGCCAUCAAGCCCCCAAAGUGUUGGACCGGUCGUCUACUAAUGAAUCUAUGGGCCAUCUUCUGUCUCUUCUGUUUGUCCACCUACACUGCAAACCUGGCUGCUGUUAUGGUGGGAGAGAAGACAUAUGAACAACUGUCAGGCAUACAUGACCCAAAGUUGCACCAUCCCUCUCAGGGAUUCCGAUUUGCUACAGUGAGAGAAAGCAGUGCAGAGGACUAUGUCAAAAAGAGUUUCCCUGAAAUGCAUGAGUACAUGAGAAGAUACAACGUCCCAGCGACACCAGAUGGAAUACAUAAUCUCAAGGCUGACCCACAGAAACUGGACGCAUUCAUCAUGGAUAAAGCUUUGCUAGACUAUGAAGUCUCCAUCGAUGCAGAUUGUAAAACACUAACAGUUGGAAAACCCUUUGCUAUUGAAGGUUAUGGCAUUGGCCUCCCCCAGAACUCUCCACUAACCUCAAACAUCUCUGAACUUGUUAGUCAGUACAAGUCAGAUGGUUUCAUGGACAUGCUGCAUGACAAAUGGUACAAGGUUGUGCCCUGUGGGAAGCGCAGCUUUGCUGUGACUGAGACGCUGCAGAUGGGUAUAAAACACUUCUCCGGUCUGUUUGUGAUGCUGUGUGUGGGUGUGGCCUUAUCUCUCCUGACCACAAUAGCAGAGCACAUUGUAUACAAGCUGGUCAUCCCCAGGGUCAAGGAGCCACGCUUCAAAUACUGGCUGCACACUAGCCAGAGAUUACACCGGGCCCUCAACUUGGUCUUCACAGAUGACAAACUACCAACGGUUACCAAGCCUGAGAAAAGGUGCAAUGAGGGAAACAACCAGUCAGCAUCCUGGAAUCCUGCAGAGUCCUCUCACUGCAACAGGCGUAGGGUCCUUCCCCAAGAGGUUCAGAAUGACCUAGAAAGACCAUCUUCCCAGGAUCUUCCUCCUCCACCACCCCCUUCUCCGCUGCCUCACCCCCACUCCAUUCCCCUAUUAGAGAAACACCUCCCUAUAGUGACCACUUCGAACGGCCGUUCUGACCUGUUGGGGCGAGGCCUGGGGCCAGGGCAGGGGGGCUCUGGUCAGGGGACAACCCCGGUGCAGUGCCGGGGUUCGGGAGUGGGUGAAUGCAUCCCAGGCCUGGGUGUGGGCCGAAACCCGCUGGUUCAGGAGCUCUCAGAACUGGAAGGUCAGAUUCUUAUGAUUAAGCAGCAGCUGCAGUCUGCCAUGAGAAGGAAGAGAGAGCUAGAACAGUACCAAUCAGAAAACCAGACUGCACCCAGUCAGCCCACCACACAACAGUCUAAUCAGUUCACUCAGUAUACCCAGUCCUACCAGCAGACUAACCAACACACAAACAAGCUGCCAGAGUUCUGAAGCUUUUCUCCUCUCUUGUUAACCUGGUUAGAUGUGGGACUAGUUUCCAAACCUUAUGUAGGUUGUGGAAAACACUGAUCUAUGCUUGAUGUCUGGGGCUGGAACCUUCACUGGAGGCAGGAUCCUCCUCUGGACUGGAAUGUUCUCCAGGGAUCUGAUCUUGCUUUGUAACCCCAGCUGAACAUUUCCCUGAAUUCUGGAACAUGGGAUUUAAUGGAACAGGAGGCACUAAGCAAAAAUUAACCAGGAACCCAGAACCAAAUCUGUUCUGACACCUUCACUAGCUGCUUUCAUAGAAGAGCUGUACAACCCAUCCCCCCAUCAAAACCCACUUUCUUAUCCUCCUGUUAUUUUUUCAUCUGCUUACAUUCUUAUUUCUCUCCACUCUGUCCUUUUUUUCCCAUUCCAUCUCUUCCUUCUAAGCCUUUUCUCCUCGAAGGUACAGAUUUGCUUGCAUUGAAGAAAAGCUUGGUCAUAGAUAAAAGAACUCACAGGUAUUUAGGCUUAAUGGGCUAAAUCACCUGAGUCUAAUGUUGAGACUCACUAAGUGUGUAAAUGACCUAGAGUUGAACCCAACCAGUUAUGUCUUUAGGUCCUGUGAGUCUUGCUGAAACCUUCUAUCUUUAAAAGAAAAAAAAAAAAAAAAAAAGAAAACCCAAAGAUUUAAUUUGACGUUGUUGUGCACUGAUGUUUCUGACCAUUGAUAAUCAAUUUGUUAAAAUCCAAUCAGGUCCCGAGGUCAGGUUUUCCUCUAGUCUUUCUGAGAGAUAAUGGGGUAAAGA